Messenger RNA from Neolamprologus brichardi, 728 nucleotides. RefSeq names its product large ribosomal subunit protein eL22. Gene Ontology annotation, biological process: cytoplasmic translation. Gene Ontology annotation, molecular function: RNA binding; structural constituent of ribosome. NCBI's taxonomy places the organism in Eukaryota, Metazoa, Chordata, Actinopteri, Cichliformes, Cichlidae. Gene Ontology annotation, cellular component: ribosome. The record is from RefSeq and is a predicted model, not a curated record.
CGAUUUUGGGACAAAACGAAUUCCAUCAAUUUUUCGGCGUAUGAUGUGUAGCGCAUGCGCAACGCUUGCUCUUCCUUUUUGAUAGCUUCUUCACCAUGGCGCCUAUUAAGAAGCAGAAUGCCAGCAAAGGUGGUAAGAAGAAAAAGCAGGUCCUAAAAUUCACACUGGACUGCACGCACCCUGUCGAAGAUGGCAUCAUGGAUGCUGCCAACUUUGAACAGUUUCUGCAGGAGCGCAUUAAAGUGAACGGCAAGGCCGGGAACCUUGGUGGCGGUGUGGUCUCCAUUGAGAGAAGCAAGAGCAAGAUUACAGUGUCCUCUGAGGUGCCCUUCUCCAAAAGAUACCUGAAGUAUCUGACAAAGAAGUACCUGAAGAAGAACAAUCUCCGUGACUGGCUGCGUGUUGUUGCCAACACCAAGGAGAGCUAUGAGCUCCGCUACUUCCAGAUUAAUCAGGAUGAAGAGGAGGAAGAAGAUGAUGAUUAAAAUGGCAAUUAAUUGGAUUUUGUGUAUUUAAAUAAAUGUUGUUUACAAUACAGAGUUUUUGUUUAAGGUUCUUUUUCAUAAUGUGAUGACAGAUCUGGAGAAACAUUAUUCAUUCCAGUGUUACUGCACUGUAGAGCACUCACUGUAGGAUCUACAUAGGACCCAAUGAAUCAUGGAAACAAGAUUUAAAGAAAUUGCAAAUUAAGCAGCUCAGAUAGGCUGAAAUAAAACUGAGCGAUGUGA